Schistocerca cancellata (South American locust) is the source of this 1527-nucleotide messenger RNA. RefSeq names its product craniofacial development protein 2-like. The record is from RefSeq and is a predicted model, not a curated record. The transcript has 3 exons. Lineage: Eukaryota; Metazoa; Arthropoda; Insecta; Orthoptera; Acrididae. Bases 1 to 1527 code for a protein of 508 amino acids. Gene Ontology annotation, biological process: chromatin remodeling. Gene Ontology annotation, cellular component: nucleus.
AUGGACUUCGAUUUGGAAUUCGACGCUGACGGAAUAGAGGAUGAUUUACUUGAAGAACUGGAUAUAGUUAUGGAGUACUUGCCGGAUGACGACUUCGGAGGACCAGACGAUUUCACAUCGGGUGACUCGAUUUUCGAGGACUUCUUACCCAACACGGAAGAAAUUGGACGACUGCUUGAGAUAGAGGACACGGUAGAUAAGGAUUUUGUCUACGACGAAUUAUGGCCUGAUGAAGAAGAAUUUCGGCAUGUACUCGAUAUUGUAGAAGAGGAAGAAACGCAGCUUCGCACUGCAGUCACAACAGCUAGUGAAGAAUUCAUUGUUAUGCGUGUGAAGCUUGCCAUAAAUCUAAAAUACGUAAUACCAAAACAACUUCACCUGUUCAACAUGGAUUUUGUCGCACUCUCUGAAACAAAGAAGAAAGGCCAAGGAGAAGAAGAACUGGAUAAUUAUGUACAUAUCUGGAGUGGAGUAUCAAAAGCAGUAAGAGCCAAAGCACGAGUCUCCAUUAUGAUAAAGAAAUCAUGGAAAGAAAGAAUCACAAAAUGGACAUUCAUCAAUCAACGUAUUAUAACUGUUGAAAUGACAUUAUUUGCUAGGGAAGUUGUGAUUAUUGGCGUAUAUGCACCCACGAACGACACUAAAGAUAAGGAGAAAGAUACAUUUUGGGACACCCACAGGGAGACUAUUGAAAAAAUCCCAAGAAGAAAGGAACUGAUUAUCAUGGGAGAUCUGAAUGGAAGGGUAGGAAUUAGAGAAUCUUGUAGAAUAGUAGGAAAACAUGGAGAGGACGAAUAUAAUGACAAUGGGGAACGGUUGAUUGCAAUUUGUGAAAAAUUUGAUCUAAAAAUUACCAACACAUUUUUCAAACAUAAGGACAUUCAUAAAUAUACUUGGCAACAGAACACCAAAGAACUUCGUUCUAUAAUACAUUAUAUUAUCAUUAGGCAAACAAGUAGUUUCAAGGCAGUAGACGUCAGAUCUCAUAGAGGAGCCCAGUGUGGAUCAGACCACUAUCUAGUUAAAAUGAAGUCUUUCUGGCCAUGGAAGAAUUCAAGGAGUGAUACAAGUAACAUAAAUAAAACGAACCAGACUGAGAAAGAUGAAAAUUUACCUUUUAAUAUUGACAGCCUACAAGACGAAAGUAUCAGAACACUCUUUGCGGCCAGGAUGGAAAAGAAACUGGUUGAAUCAUUUGAUGGAAGUACAGAGGAAAUAUAUGAAAAUAUAAAAGCUAAUGUGAAAAUCAUAGCAACAGAGGUGUUGGGUAAAAAAGAUAGCAACCACAACUGUGCAGCAGAGUGGUGGUCAGAGGAACUAGAGGUCCUCGUUAGAGAAAAACGAAGUGCGUUCCUUCAGUGGUUGAAUGAUAAAUCAGAAGAAACAAGGUCAAUAUACAAGGAAAAGAAGAAUGAAGUGAUGAAAAAAAUAAGGAUGGCAAAAAAUGAAGCAUGGGAAAGAACAUGUGCCAAGGUCAAUAGUUUCUACUCUUAUUCCUUCAUUUACAGUGACAAACAGUGCCCGUAA